Messenger RNA from Orbicella faveolata, 1077 nucleotides. RefSeq names its product chymotrypsinogen A-like. Lineage: Eukaryota; Metazoa; Cnidaria; Anthozoa; Scleractinia; Merulinidae. Gene Ontology annotation, biological process: proteolysis. Gene Ontology annotation, molecular function: serine-type endopeptidase activity. The record is from RefSeq and is a predicted model, not a curated record.
CCUUGUUUAGUUGGGUGCAGUUUGAAUGCUCUUUCACUCGGCACAAGAUGUUGAAGACUUUGGGAUUACUGGCAGUUUUACUCGUUCCACUUCCAUCGCUUACCAAAGCCGAAUGUGGAAAGCGCGUCGCUCAGUCGUCCCGCGUGGUAAACGGUGAAGAAGCCACACCCAAUUCGUGGCCGUGGCAGAUUUCUCUCCGCUACCGAGAUUACCCAGACGUCAAUGCUUACGGUCACAUUUGUGGAGGAUCACUAAUUGAGAAUGACUUGGUUUUGACAGCCGCUCACUGUGUAGAGUUUCAGCCCGAUCCUGCUGUAUUUAAAGUCAUUGUUGGUUCCCAUUACCGUGAGGGUUCUAACUCAUCGGCGUCGGUUCAAGAAACAAUCAAUGUGAUAAAAGUUACAUAUCACAGCGAGUACAGCAGUAACACACUGAAACAUGACGUUGCAUUGUUAGAACUUGAGACGCCGAUCACACCAAGUGACGAGGUCAACACAGUCUGUCUUCCGGAAAAUAGCCAAGAUCAGAUUUCGCCAGGAACAGACUGUUUUAUCACUGGGUGGGGACGUACAAUCGGUGGGGGAGAUGCAGCGGAUGUAUUGCAACAAGCAGUGCUUCCAGUGGCGGAUCACACAACAUGCCGCAGAAAAAUGCAACCUGUGUCAAAAGUCUACAAAGGACCAAUGUUGUGUGCUGGGGGCCAGGGCAAAGGAGGUUGUCAGGGAGAUAGUGGAGGACCUCUUGUUUGUGAAGAAAAUGGCAAGUGGGUUUUGCGAGGUGUAGUCAGCUGGGGAACAUACAUGUGUCUCACAGAGUACUACACUGUGUUUGCUCGUGUGUCCAACUACGUGAAUUGGAUAGAGACAAACAAGAUGUCGUAAUUGAUAGAAGAUAACAUCGAAGGUCUUCAGGAGCUUUCAGAACUACCUAGUGAGGACAUGGACCUAGAAGACAACAAAAGAGGAAAUAACAAGGGAGACAUAAAUUGGGGGAGCUCUUAAUUAUCUCACAAGAACAAAAAGAAAAAUGAAACUUAAUCAACUUAAAUUGAAUAAACUGGGGUUAUUGGCAAUAAUG